Molecule: messenger RNA, 2398 nt
Organism: Cyprinus carpio (common carp)
Lineage: Eukaryota; Metazoa; Chordata; Actinopteri; Cypriniformes; Cyprinidae
Product: zinc finger and BTB domain-containing protein 18.2
Biological process (GO): regulation of transcription by RNA polymerase II
Cellular component (GO): nucleus
Molecular function (GO): protein binding; DNA-binding transcription factor activity, RNA polymerase II-specific; RNA polymerase II cis-regulatory region sequence-specific DNA binding
Source: RefSeq, a predicted model, not a curated record
CGCUUUGACGCGGACCUGAAUGUGACACAAUGUUUCCGCGGCGCGUUUGAUCCGCGCCGCUCCUCACGAGACCGGAGUUUCUAAUGCAGCUCAGCGCAUCAGCUCACGAGACAUCGGGCGUGAAAUAAGACGUUAAAGGAGGAGGAAAAGCGCGUAAAAGUUCCGCGUAAUGCGCCGCGGUCAGGUUCUCGCGAGUUUGUUUUCAAACAAAAGUAUCCUGUCACGAGCUCGCUCGCGCUUCGAGCACUUUAAUAUGAGCGAGACGCGUCCGUCUGUGUCCAAGGAUCGUGUUGAAAUUCAAACGCGUUAAAAUGCAAGAACUCAGAAGUUCCUCAGAGGAACAUAUGGCAUAAAGACACAGCUGGAGAUUUGAGGCUGAUGUCAGAGCAGCUGACUCUUACAGAUCACACACACACACACACACGCACGCGCGCACGAGAGGUCGCGUUCAGUCGGCUGGUGCUCUGGAUCGGUUCUCUUCAUUGCGUUUAUAUGAUGUUCGUCCUGUGUGAGUUGGAGAUGUGAGAUGUUUGCGCAUGACUGGAUUGAGCUCUUUCACUGCUGCUGUUCGAUGGGGAGCGCAAAGUGAAGAUCAGCUUGUGCGAGCGCGGACACAAGAGGCAGAUCACGACAUAAGAAUGGAGUUCCCAGACCACAGCCGGCAGUUACUGCAGUGUCUGAGUCAGCAGAGACACCAGGGCUUCCUCUGCGACUGCACUGUGCUGGUGGGAGAGACGCGGUUCAAAGCGCACCGAGCCGUCCUGGCCUCAUGCAGCAUGUACUUCCACCUCUUCUACCGCGACCAGCUGGACAAAAGAGACGUGGUGCAUCUGAACAGCGAUAUUGUGACGGCGCCGGCGUUCGGGCUGCUGCUGGAGUUCAUGUACGAGGGAAAGCUGGAGUUCAGCGCUCUUCCGGUGGAGGACGUCCUGGCGGCGGCCAGCUACCUGCACAUGUACGACAUCGUGAAGGUGUGCAAAGGAAAGCUGAAGGAUAAGGAGCUGAAUGACACAGAUUGCGGCGGGCAGAAGGCGAACGGUCACCCCGACGGGUCCCCGGACCUUGUAGGUGUCAAUUAUGUGUCAGCCGAGGCCGAGGCCUGUGUCCGAACAGCUGGAAAAACAAAAGCUGAUGUCAGUAGUUCAGCCGUCCCUGUGUCCCAGAGGUCCCGGGCGUCGGAUGACACGGACCGCGCGCUGGAUUUGUCUUUCAAGCCUCUGUCGAGUCGAGACGCCUUCCACCCCUCCUACGUCUCGGGACAGCUGGCCCUCGACAGCCAGCAGCAGGGCACCGAGCCACUUGUUAAAGACGAACAUGACUUGCUGUCAGAGCAGGAGGACGGUGAUCCGGUGAGCCCGGAGAGCCAGCGCUUUGGGAAUAUCGCCAGGAGUUCGGUGGUGACAGGAUUCGCUGCCCUCUUCCCUGAAAACAAGGCCACGGCUUCGCUGCUCCCUCCGGACGACGACCUGAUGGAGGAGGAGAAUGAGCUGCGCGUGCGUUCGGAGCAUCAUCUCAGGGACAGCGAGGGCGAGGAUGAAGACGACCUGGCGUCCUCAGACAUCUCCACGUCCAGCGGGGUUCUUCUCCCGCAGGUCUGCGUGUGUCCGCUCUGCAGCAAGGUCUUCCCGAGCCCACAUGUGCUCCAGCUCCACCUCAGCUCGCACUUCAAGGAGAAGGACGGCGUUCGCUCCAAGCUCUCGCCUGACGGCUCCGUCCCGACCUGCUCGCAGUGCGGCAAGACCUUCUCCUGCAUGUACACGCUGAAGCGGCACGAGCGCACGCACUCCGGCGAGAAGCCGUACACCUGCGGACAGUGCGGGAAGAGCUUCCAGUACUCACACAAUCUGAGCCGGCACGCCGUGGUGCACACGCGAGAGAAACCACACGCGUGUAAGUGGUGCGAGCGGCGCUUCACACAGUCCGGAGAUCUGUACCGACACAUACGCAAGUUCCACUGCGGCCUCGUCAAGACGCUCGCUAUUGGAUAAAAGUGGUGCAAUCACUUCCUUUUGUAGAAAAACAACAGUUUUUAUGAAUAAUAAUAAUAAUAAUAAUAUCCAGUAUUUUGCAGGUGGCAGAAAAUGUAUUCAUUAAUGACUGUAAAACACAUUUGUGUUCCCAGCAAUCAACAAUUUGAUCAACUUGGGACUUUCACAAACACACACACACACACACACACACACACACACACACACUACAUUAAAUAUAUUAAGAUAAAUAAAUAUUGAACAUGUGUGUGUGAUUAACUGUUAACUGAGAUUAUAUUUACACAACACUAUAUAUAUGUGACCCUGCAGCACAAAAGCAGUUUUAAGUCUCUGGGGUAUAUUUGUAGCAAUAGACAACAAUACAUUGUUUGGGUCAAAAUUAUAAAUUUUUCUUUUAUGCCAAAAAUCAU